AGCUAACUGAUAUAGUAUUUAGUUGAGGCCGCCUUGCUUACAAUCUAGCAUAGUCUUGCAGGAUGACAAAUAAGAAGCCAAAGACCGGCAGAACUCGCCGGAACAAAAACAAGUCAAAAAACGAUGCAGGCGACGGCUUAGAUUCUAUUCCGGCACCAACACCGAAGCCGAAAGCGAAACAAAAAACGAAAUCAAAUAGUGACAAAACUAACAAGGCUGAACAGCAGAAGCUGACAUUUGGAGAAUUAGUAUUGCUACAACAGACUGUUCUGGAUUUCAUAAAAGGGGACGAGCAGUGCCAGGAAAUUAUCGGAUUGAGCAAUCUGGAGCGUAAAGAAGUACAUCUUUUUGCUAGGCAGCAUGGCCUAAAGACGCGCAGUCGUAGCAACGCUGGUGACCGGGUGCUGACGCUGAGCCGCACCAAUAUCAAUCGACUAAACAUGUGCCUCGACGAAGUGAAGCUAGCGGUGUCUUUGCAGUUUGGCUGUGUGCUUGACGCAGCGCUAAGAGAGUUGAACCGCCGCAGGACACUACCCAUGCAGCCGCAACGACGUGGCGAACCGAUCCCCCAAAGUGGUGGUCUGCUGGCUAUGCCACGCGUACCGUCACAUCCACGCAGCAUUAACCCAACGCUGGCCGCUGAACGCCAGGAGCUGCCUAUAUUUGAUAAGCGCCAGAAAAUAUUCGAACUGCUCGAGAUGUCGCAGGUGCUCAUUGUUAAUGGCGCUACAGGAUCUGGCAAGUCCACGCAAUUGCCACAGUAUCUGCUGGAGGAGGCGGCAGACACAAAUAGCCCCGUACGCAUUGUGGUUAGCCAACCACGUCGCAUUGCCGCCAUUAGUGUCUCUGGGCGAAUUGCCGAAGAGCGCGGCGAGUCGCUCGGCGAUACCGUGGGCUAUAUAAUACGUAUGGAGAGCAAAUUCAGCAAUAACACGGUGCUGGCGCUGACCACAAGUGGCUGCCUGCUGCGCACAUUAGCUAUGAAGGGUUCCGAGUUCUUUGAGAAUACAACGCAUCUUGUUAUCGACGAGGUGCACGAUCGAGAUUUGGACACAGACUUUCUGCUGCUGGCCAUCAAACUAGAACUUGAGCGGAACAGGAACCUCAAAGUAAUACUCAUGUCAGCGACUAUGGAUCUUAUAGCGCUGUCAAAAUACUUUGGCGAUGCGCCCGUCUUGAAUGUGGAGGGUCGCAGCUUCAAUGUGCGCGUCUAUUCAUUGGAGCACAUACUCUAUAUGACCGGCUAUUUAACGCCGCAGAUGGCACGUCUGCUGGGCAAUCAUAAAAACCUUGAAGGAGAGCAGUUGGUGAGAGCCUAUGCGCUGGCCCAUAACAUAAACGAGCAAGAGAUUGACAAUUCGUUGAUUGUGUCGCUGCUGCAAGUGCUGCUGCUUAUGGGCAUGAAGGGCGCUGUUAUUGUCUACUUGCCUGGCUAUCAAGACAUGACCAAAUUGAUGGAUCAGUUGCAAUCGGCUCUGCCGAUGGAUAUGGUCAAAGUUAUGCUACUGCACAGCCAGGUCGACAGCCAGAGGCAGAAGGAUGUCUUUCGCGAAUACACGCAUGUGCAGCUCAAGGUGGUGCUCAGCACAAACAUUGGCCAAACUUCGAUCACUAUACCCGAUCUGUUGUAUGUGAUCGAUACGGGUCGCGUCAAGAUGAAGACCUACGAUGCUUCGACGGGCGCCUCUCAUCUGGCCUGCACCUGGAUCUCCCAGGCAGAUGCCCAGCAGCGCACCGGGCGCGCCGGCAGACGUAAGGAUGGUAUAUGCUAUCGCUUGUAUAGCAGCAGUCAGUUUGACUCCUUCAAUUGCUUCACUGUGCCGGAGAUAUUGCGUCAUACACUCGACGAGGUCUGCCUUUUGGCCAAGAUUGCCGCGCCGAACAAGCCCAUCGAGCAGUUCCUGUCACAGGCCCUCGAUCGACCGCAGUCAGUCGCUAUUGCUCAGUCGUGCGCCAAGCUGAAGCUGCUGGGCGUGCUGCGCGACGAGGACGAGAGCGUCACCCAGCUGGGCCACAUCAUUGCCGAACUGCCGCUGGACGUGCAGUUAGCCAAGUGUUUGGUCUAUGGCAUCUACUAUCAAUGCGUGGGUAGCCUGAGCAUCAUCACCGCAUACUACUCGGUGCGUGAUCCCUUUGUGCUGCCUAGCGAUAGAUCCGCACGGAGUGAGCAGCGCAAAUCGCGGGACUUCUUUAGCCUCGACGUAUCUAGCGAUUCGAUUGGCAUACUUCAACUAUAUCAUGGCUAUAUGUCCGCCGACACCAGGGGCAGUCGUGAAAUGGACAGAUUCUGCGAAAAGAACUGUCUGUGCCGCAAGUCCAUGGAUCUCUUCGUCUCUGCAGUGCAGACACUGCGGCUUACCCUAAUGCGCAUGAUCAAAUUUGUCGACAUGCGAAUGACCACGAGAUAUGACAACAACUUGAACAUGGUGCGCCUGGCGCUGACAGCUGGCCUCUAUCCACGUAUUGUUUACGUCGACCAUCAGAGGCAUUCGCGUCUCAUCGACGAGAGUGAUCCGCGCGUGCAGCUCUCCAGAAACUCCAGUUUACCUCUGUGCUUUGCCAAAAGACAAAGAAGCAACAUGAGCGAAUGGCUAAUAUACGUCGAAAAGACGCGCACAGCUGGCCUCGUUUCGCACAUUGAGCAUGCCACGCUGGUCAGCACGCUGAUGGUGGCGCUGCAAUGUGGCAAGGUGGUCAAACUGGAGCCAUACGUUCCGGAUCUACUGUUCAACGAGCAAGAGAGCUACAAUCAAGUGGAACACUGUAUUCUGCGCCUGGACACCUGGCUGCGCAUUCGGGUGUCAACUGAGCUGGGCGCCAAGCUGAUCAGGCUGCGCUCUCACAUUGCCCAGGAGUUCGAUGAAAUGGUCUCCACACGCACUAUGGUGCCGUAUCGCUGUCCAUCGGUUGAUUUUGUCCAAAAACUGCUGGAACUCGACACGGACCAGUCGGGUCUGUCAGCCACAGAUAUUAUAUUUUACUAGAAAUCAUUUUUUUAACCAUGGCUAAGUCCUUGGAGUUAAUUUAUUUUUUAUUUGAAUAAUUCGUUUGAUUUCUUUUUUAAUAAGUGUAGUGAACGCCUACAAAGUUUUACAGGGGGAUGACUUAACAUAGAUGCAUUUUCAAUUGAAUCUAUUAAGUGUACAAAUUGAAAUUAUACUGUGAAAUACAAAUGCGAUGCCUACCUAUUAUCAGAUCAAUUAAAAUCAAUCCUAUGUACCAGAGACCAGAAUCCAGCUACAGCCACGUUGCAGCAAAUGAAGUUAAUUUUGAAAUGUGUAUAUAUACAGAUGCGCAUGUUGACUAAAAUGCAUUCCGAAUGUAUUUCAAUUUUAAGACAUAGUAUUAAAAUAAUAUAUAUAUGCACUAACAUAACACACU
Molecule: messenger RNA, 3381 nt
Organism: Drosophila hydei
Lineage: Eukaryota; Metazoa; Arthropoda; Insecta; Diptera; Drosophilidae
Product: DExH-box ATP-dependent RNA helicase DExH2
Exons: 4
Coding region: 63-2984 (973 amino acids)
Cellular component (GO): intracellular anatomical structure
Molecular function (GO): ATP binding; RNA binding
Source: RefSeq, a predicted model, not a curated record